AUGGAUGCUGACAGCCGAUACUAUUUUCGGUAUUUCUAUUCAACUCGGAUUGUUUUUCAUGUUUGUACGUCAGCGGCGUUUAUUCGUAUCAAGCCAAUCGUUUCAAUGAAUGACAUAUGCGUUUUAUUUUUCUUCCUUUCUUUCUUUCUUUCUUUUACUUUUUCUUUUCACUAUUUUAUUUUUUUUACUUUUCUUCGUUUUUUUAAUUUCCUCUUUUCCUUCUUUUUCUUUAUUUUUCUUUCUUUUUUAUUAUUUUCUUUCUUUUAUCAUCAUCUUUUUGUUUUGUUUAUCGUUUUAUUUUUGCUUCCAUUUUUCUCCUUCUUCUUUAUUUGUGUUCUUCUUUAUUUUGUCAUUGACUUUCUUUUCCUUUCCUUUUCAUUGAUUCUUAGUUUGUUCGUUUGGCUUUUCUUUUUUUUUCCCCCUUUUUUUUUCUACCUUCCUUUUCGUCAUUUUAUAUUUCUUUCUCUCAUUCCUUUUUCUUUCUUUUUUGUUCUUCUACCCUAA
Messenger RNA from Acanthosepion pharaonis, 504 nucleotides. The record is from the annotation of a GenBank genome assembly. Lineage: Eukaryota; Metazoa; Mollusca; Cephalopoda; Sepiida; Sepiidae.